Rhinopithecus roxellana (golden snub-nosed monkey) is the source of this 1221-nucleotide messenger RNA. Its product is annotated as speedy protein E5-like. Gene Ontology annotation, molecular function: protein kinase binding. Gene Ontology annotation, biological process: positive regulation of cyclin-dependent protein serine/threonine kinase activity. The coding region runs from base 16 to 729 and encodes 237 amino acids. The record is from RefSeq and is a predicted model, not a curated record. The transcript has 7 exons. Lineage: Eukaryota; Metazoa; Chordata; Mammalia; Primates; Cercopithecidae.
AUUUUGGGAAAGAUCAUGACCAGCUGUCAACCGCACCCCCAGGAUGAGGAGCAGAGCCCCCAGCUGAGCACCUCGGGGUACCCCCGCCAGGAGGUGGUAGACAAUGAAGUGUUGGGACCAUCAGCCCCUGGGGUAGAUCCCAGUCCCCCGUGUAGGUCCCUUUGCUGGAAAAGGAAGAGGGAGUGGUCGGACGAAUCUGAGGAUUCAUCGGAGGAGGAGCCAGAGAAGGAGCUCGCCCCUGAGCCUGUGGAGACCUGGGUGGCGGAGAUGCUAUGUGGGCUCAAGAUGAAGCUGAAGCGACGGCGAGUGUCACCUGUGCUCCCUGAGCACCACGAGACUUUCAACAGGCUGCUUGAGGAUCCUGUCGUUAAAAGAUUCCUGGCCUGGGACAAAGAUCUGAGGGUGUCCGACAAGUAUCUCCUGGCUAUGGUAAUAGCAUAUUUUAGCCGUGCUGGCCUCUUCUCCUGGCAAUACCAACACAUUCAUUUCUUCCUGGCUCUCUACCUGGCCAAUGACAUGGAGGAGGACAACGAGGCCUCCAAACGAAACAUCUUCUACUUCCUGUACGGAAAGAACCGAUCCCAGAUACCCUUGUUCCAUAAGCUUCGGUUCCAGUUCUUCUGUUCUAUGCGCUGCAGGGCUUGGGUUUCCCUGGAGGAGUUGGAGGAGAUCCAGGCUUAUGACCCAGAGCACUGGGUGUGGGCACGAGAUCGCGCCCGCCUUUCGUAGAGCACCAGGGACCACGGAGGCCUGAGGUCAUCGGCCUGAGGGAAGAACACCGGGCCCAGGGGAGAUGCGGAUUUUCAGCAGGAACUUUAUUCCAAUGCUAAUGGCAGACACCAGGAAGGAGAGGAGCCAUUUGUGCAGAUCAUCUAGAAGAACCUGGACUGUUCUAGAUGGAGCUGAAUAGAGUGAUCACCGUUGUCCUCCUAAGACAAAGUGGGUACUUCUAGGAAUCCACAGAGAACAGUGAGAAACCAGGGGUGUUCCUGGUUCCACCCCUUCCUGCGGCACCACCUCUCUUUUUAUAUUGCUGAAUUCCAACCUCCCUGGGGCGGAACCUGGAGGUCUUGUUUCCUAUGGACUUGGUUGCCACAGUCCAGGAGCAUUUGAAGGCACAAUGCAGACACUCAGAUUGGCACAGAAUUCUUUGUAAAAUAUGAGUGCCAUAGACUGUAACAGAUAGCUUCAUGCACACUAUGCAUUUAUUGGUUUGUUUGG